Molecule: messenger RNA, 2543 nt
Organism: Corvus hawaiiensis (hawaiian crow)
Lineage: Eukaryota; Metazoa; Chordata; Aves; Passeriformes; Corvidae
Gene: AK3
Product: adenylate kinase 3
Exons: 7
Coding region: 316-1047 (243 amino acids)
Biological process (GO): nucleobase-containing compound metabolic process
Cellular component (GO): mitochondrion; cytoplasm
Molecular function (GO): AMP kinase activity; ATP binding
Source: RefSeq, a predicted model, not a curated record
CAGCUCGUUACGAAAGCAGCUGCCUGCUGCCAGGCAGUGAGAGCUUGUUUGUGAGAGAUCAGCAAGAGCAGGGCUGCUGCAUGGGGGUGGAUGAGCUCAGCAAAGUCAGCCACAGCCUCAGGGCACCUGGGCAGGGCAGUGGCAGCAAUGGGACGUGUCAGUAGUCAAGCCGUCAUCAGGUGACAGCCAGCCGGAGAAGCUGCCACUGCCUUUCCCUGGGAGGACCGGCCGGGGCUCCCCGCCGAUGCGAGGCGGCGCUCCCCGGGAAGGCGGCGCUCCUCCCGCGGCAGGAGGGGCAGGAGCAGCGGGAGCAGCAUGGUGGUGCCGCCGCUGCUGCGCGCCGUCAUCAUGGGGCCGCCGGGCUCCGGGAAAGGCACCGUCUCCGCUCGGAUUAUCAAGCACUUCGGCAUGAAGCACCUCUCCAGCGGCGACCUGCUGAGGGACAACAUGCAGAAGAAGACAGAAGUUGGAAUCCUUGCCAAGUCCUACAUUGAUCAAGGGCAGCUUAUUCCAGAUGACAUCAUGACACAACUAAUGCUGAAUGAGCUAAAAGGUCUAGACCGGUACAACUGGUUAUUGGAUGGUUUCCCCAGAACAGUUGCUCAGGCAGAAGCCCUUGACAAAGAAUGUCACAUAGAUACUGUGAUUGACCUAGAUGUGCCAUUUGAGACCAUAAAGUGUCGGCUCACAGCACGCUGGAUCCACCCUGCCAGUGGCAGAGUCUACAAUCUUGAAUUCAGUCCUCCCAAAGUGCAGACUGUUUUACCGGAAAGUCAAGAACUUACAUUCAAGAUAAGAACACAGGGCAUUGAUGACGUUACUGGGGAGCCACUUGUUCAGCGCGAUGAUGACAAGCCAGAGACUGUCAGCAAGAGGCUGCAGGCUUAUGAUGCACAAACAAAACCUGUUCUAGAAUAUUAUCGGAAAAAAGGGUUAUUGAAAUCCUUUUCUGGAACAGAAACCAAUAAGAUCUGGCCACAUAUCUAUGCUUUCCUUCAAACCAGGUUGCCAGAUGUGAGCCAGAAAGAUGCUGCCAUUCCCAGGUGAAAAUAGGUCAAACUUCUGCUCACCUGUCAUAGCUCACUACUGAUUACAUGAGACUCAGCAAUCAAGAAUUUGCCCACGUAGUUACCAGACUCAUCAAUAAUUAAAGUCCAAUGUUGUCCUUAACUUACAUUAUGGUAAAAUUUUGUUGCCUGUGGUUAUCACUUUAAUGCUGUAUUUUUUUAUAUUAAAUAUACCUAAUUUUAAAAAUACAAUAACUGUCUUUAACAAAACCAGGUACUCUUGUGUCUCUUAUUUGGAAAAUACAUUUGCAAAUACUGACUGGUGAAGGAAACACAUUUCAGAAUACAGCUUAAUUAGAAAGCACAUAGACUAUUUCCUCAGUCAGUAAAUUAAGCAAUGAUAAGGACAUGAAAGCACAUUUCUUGAACAUGUGCCUAAGCUGGAGCUAGCCAGAAGCUGUGAAGAACCAUGACCACUGGUCUGCAAAAAGCCAUUUCAGACCACAGCUGGUGUGUAUGGAAAUUGACCUUAUGGAAGAGUUAGCUUCUUAUAUGUUUGCUUGCACAGAUGUGAGUUGAUUUUGCUCACCUUAAAUUACACUUAGUACCAGGGAAAAUUACCUAAACAAGUAUGUUUAUACUUUGCCCUCAGAGCAACUAUCUUGCAGGCAUGGAAACAGAGUUUCAAUGAUGUGUAACAUGUUUGGUAAAGCCUCUGUCUUUGUGUGACCCUGUAAGACUUUAUCAGGAAAAAGACAGCAGAUAACAGAUUAAGUGUAAUCUAGUAAACCUGUAGCUAGAUGAUCUUGACCAGCGAAUGUGUCUUCUCUACUAUCUUUGAAAACAAGUGCUCACUGAUGCCAGUGCCAGGACUUCCAGUGGUCAAAAUAUUAACAUUGGCAUAUUCCUGUAGCAAUUUUUAUUGUAGCAAUUGGACUGUUUUUCAUGAGAUUCUUGUCUUUGACCAGCUCUUGUGUUUAUUCAUUAGAUAACUGGAAAGACAAACUUCCACAGUCCACACUUUUUAACAGCCCAGGUACUGCAGCCAUUGCUAUUUUUCAGUGAAUUCACCCAGCCUUUUUUUAAUGUUCAUCAGAUUGGGAAUUUUAAGAGUCAGCAAAACCUGAGGAACAAACAACUACGUCUAGGUAAUGUCUGAAGUAGCUGUGUCCUAGUAAUGCAGAUUUCAAUCUUCUUUAGCAGUGACUGUCAACAGCUACAGAGCUGGGGUGUUGACAUACCUUGGACUGCAUGUGCACACCCAGUUUUAGCAUUAUGAAUACUGAGACACAUUUGAGUCUAAAAAAGAGAUGGUCUCUGUAGAAUUUACUGUAAAGUUUUCCCAUUGCUAUAAAUGAACAAUAUGAGCAGCAGCUAUCACUACAGCCGGUCUUCCUUUCAUCUAAAGAAACCUUGCCAAGAAGGCUGGCCACUUCUACUGUCCUCUUGAGGAAAUGUUUAUAUAUUACAGUGAGAAACCCUGACUUGCUGCUUGUAUUUUUGCAUUUUGAUUUCAAUAAAAAACAGUGAAAUUUU